GUAAAUGUAAUAUCACAAUUGCUCCUCGCCUUUUACAGAACUAUUACAUUUGCCCCUCUUUUUUUCGGGUUAUGAAAUGGUGCGCUGCUAUAAACGAAAAAGUGAAGACCCAAAAUAUUCUGAAGUUGAAGUCCAAAUAGCUGUGCAGGAGUGUCGAGUAAAAAAGAAAAAUAAGAGACGCCUAACUGCUUUAGGUAAAGAAAAAGAAGAAGAUUUAACUAGAUGCCUGGCUACUCUUGAAAAAAGGGUUUUAGAUUAUCUAAAAGAGGUUCUAAAAAUGGUUUCUCGUUUCGUUAAUGAAAAUCAGAUAGAAACUCCUUUAAAAUAUGGAAUACCUGGUACGGACUGGUUUAUGGGAUUUAAGAAAAGGCACAAGUUAACUGGUGUUCCAAAAGUUUUGGGAAAAAGUUUGUCUGUGCUCUGCGGAGUAUUAAAUCAAAUUUAUCUAGUUAGAAAUGGUAAUAAACGUUGCCCUGGGUUUUGUUUACUUGGUUGACAGCCCAGUUGCUAUCUGUCUGUAGGCAUAAUGGCGUACAAAAUUGAGAUUCGAAAAUCUAUUUAUAACUUUGUCGGCAGAAUGCCAAAAAAAGAGAUCGUUAAUAUUUUCCGGAAUCGAAAUACAGGGUCCGGCACUGAAACUUUCUUUUUUCAAUGAGACGUGAGGACGCUAUUGGAGAUGAUUGAGGCGCGGUAGUGCUCUUAAAGAAGAACGUUGGUGGGGAGAUUUAUUAUUUCUUAACCGUUCGAACCAUUCGUCAGUCGUUUACGGUACAAUAUUCCCCCUCGAGGAGCUGUUUCUGUCCAGGGAUCCAUCUUAUCCUGGGUGGAGGCUUUUAGAACAGUUGGAAAUGUGUGCCGCAGGAAACCAGGAGCAACACGGUCCGUUAGAACACCCGCAAACAUCGAGGCAGUCCGAGAGUCGGUUUUGCGAUCUCCUAGGCGCUCUGAUUCAAAACAUGCGGCUGCCCUGCGGUUGUCGGAUCGUUCAACUCGCCGAAUUCUUCAUGAAGACCUUCACUUUCAGCCCUACAAAAUGGUAGUCGCACAAGAACUUUU
This is a messenger RNA of Psylliodes chrysocephalus, 1056 nucleotides long. NCBI's taxonomy places the organism in Eukaryota, Metazoa, Arthropoda, Insecta, Coleoptera, Chrysomelidae. The record is from the annotation of a GenBank genome assembly.